UGUACAUCAAUUAUGCAUCUCAUUCAAUGCUCUCAAAUAACAACAAUGAGAAAUCAAUGAUUACGCUUCUUUUCCCCAGAUGUCAGCCAUGCAAAUCAGUUACUCAUGAUGCAAAGUCAUCAGCGCUGUUGCUUGGCCUUGGAUGGCUGAAAUGUGGCUCUUUGGCGCCGUCUUGAGGACUUGUUCAAUAGUGACACGGCGAGGAAAUCCACGAGUGUUUCGCGGGGCGCUCUUUCCAUCUCCGACACCGUCGCCGUCACCUAUCCGACUCUGACAGUGUCCUCCACACUUUUACUCCGUCUCAUUCUCCAUCAUAACCACCAUGGGAGGAAGAUUGUCGCUUUUCACGAAACGAGCUGUGGAGAAAUCGCGCGAAAGUGCAUCCAGUCUUUGUUCGGAUAUCUUUUUAAAUAUUAACAAGUUGGCAUGUCAUCUCUGACAGCAGGGAGAGAAAGAUUGACCGCCUCCCCGAGAGGAACGCGUUUGGACCUUAAAGUGCAGCAUCACUGCGAGUCCUCCCGAGUUUACGCAAGUAUUAAAGGGGACGAUCGCGUCUCUCGUCCCGACGAGCGCCCCGCUCCAGAGUGUACGAGGGGAUUCAGGAGCGACCCGCAUCGGAACAUGUACCACCCGAGAGCAGAGGCGGUCCCGUCCUAUAGGACUCUCCCUGGUUCCGUGGGAGAGCGCAUCAUGUCCUUGAGCGACACCUUGCGCAAAAAUCGCGGUCUCGGGAGGUCCGAGAGCAAAGAUGCGUGCUGUGAAAGAUGCUCGGCCACCCUUGUUGCUCUCAAGAAACAAGCGCUCAGUCUUUCUGUGCACCAUCACUUCUCCUGUAAGGACACGAGUGACCUGUGUGCAUUUCUUCAAGACAACCUCCGUGUCCACAGCCGGUCCAGCCCAGAUUCCAGAGACAGAUGCAGGGAGCUGGGUAAAUGCGCCACCUGUGGCACAAUGCUGAGCCAGCUCAAACGCGAGGCAGUGCACUUGGCUCUGAACGGAGGUCAUCAGUUAUCCGGCGCCAGGAACGCCGCGCCGCUCGGGCAAAGCGGCACAAAACUCGGGGACAGAUCCGCCUCCCAACCACAUAGCCUGAAUCAUUGCCCUCAAAGUCCCAGGACACCUCGGAGCCCCAGAACGCCUCAGAGAACCCCGCAGACCCUCAGGCGGAGGCUCGCCAAGCCCCCCAACCAGGAUAUGGACCGUCCGGUCGAGGAGCAGCAUCGUGUGUCUCCUGAUGGGGUUGCUUUUUAUCCCCAUCAUCAGGCCUCAGACAAUGCCGUGUUAAGAUGUAGCGACGUGGUCCACGCCGGCUCCAAGAUUCCUCACCUCUCCAGAGUGGUGACCAUCGCAAACUCCGCCGCCAUGUCCUUUUUGGCCAGGGCAGCAGAGAAGCUCAACCUGACGUCGAGGAGAAAAGGCCAGGUUUCCGACGCGGCUUCUGCUCAUCUCUCCAACAGCUACAGGGACCUCAUCCAGAAAAACCCUCCUCCCGUCCCCUCCUGCCUGCUCCAAGCUGCUAUCAGAACCAAAGACUCGCCCAACGUUGGCAAGGUCAAAGUCGUGUUGCGAGUCAACCCGGCAAUGAGCGAGGGUCAACCUCAGGUUCUGCACAUCGACCCGACUAAGAAAAGAGCCAUUUUAUUAGAACCGGUGUGCCAGAGUCCCCCGCGCGCUAAGAAGACCUCCAGCAGGGACGGCAAGGAUCUUCUCAAGGCGUUCCAUUAUGACGCCGUCUAUCCUCCAGACGCCAGUCAGACUGAGGUGUGUGCAGGCGUUUUGACGGACGCCAUCCGCUGCGUGCUGAGCGGCAGCGACGGAUGCGUGCUGGGUUUGGGCUGCGCCGAUGUGGGCUCCUGGUCCAGCAUGGUCGGCAAUGCCGAGAGCAUCCAGAAGCUCGGGCUGAUUCCGUGCGCCAUCUCCUGGCUGUACAGCGCCAUCGAGAAGCGGCGGGAGAAGACCUGGACGGAUCUGACCGUAUCCGUAUCUGCCGUGGAACUCUGCUGCGGAGAGGAGGACACACUGAGAGAUCUCCUGGGGGAGGUCGUCCCUCCUUUAGGCGGCGUGCAGGACAGCCCGAGAGCUCACAUUCGGCUCCAGGAGGACCCCGUCCAUGGCAUUCAGCUCCGGAACCACAAUCGGGUGAAAGCCCCGACUGCUGAGCGUGCCGCCUCCCUCCUGGACGUGGCCAUCGCGGCACGCCGGCACAAUGACUUCACCACGUUCUUGUCCCACAGCUCCAUCAUGUUCUUCACUCUGCACGUGCAACCCCCUCGCACGCAAGAAAGCGGCACCGUCGGGAAAGGUGCACGGGGCCCAACCAAGUUGACCAUGAUUGAUGUCUGCAGUGGCAUGAGGGGCGGGGUUGGAUAUAUCAGAAAUAAACUUCCGCAUUCAGACCUGGGCCCUGUUGUUUUGUCACUACUAAGUGGACAUAAAACCAUCCCCAAAAAGGGAAGUAAAUUAACCAUGCUUCUCCGGGAGUCCUUGAGUCACGCAAACUGCCACACCGCAGUCGUCGCUCAGGUUGCCAAUUCACUGGCGCAGCUACACGAAACCACCUCCGUCAUCCAGCUGGCCUCUCGCAUCCGCAGGACGCAGAAGAGGACGAAGCAAUCCAGCUCUUGCUCACCCAGUGGCAGGAGUUUGACUCGACAAAAAAGAGGCCCCCCUUCUUUUUCCCUGCGAGCGUUCCACUCCACAGACGAGGUUGAUGUUGACGUGCAACAUUUUCGGCUCCGCGGGGAGCUCGAUGAACGCUCCAGUAGCGACCAGUCCUGCGAUACCGUCAUCCAGAUAGACUCCGAUGGAUUGAUCCAGCCGAGAGCUCCCCCCAAAUUAGCAAAACCGGAGUUCGUGCCCAUUAUCCCCUCCUUACAUCCGUACAAGGCUGACAUGGAAGACCCGGAGUUUACCGCUUUACUCCAAGAGCUGCUGAAAAUUCCCAAGCUCCAUGGAGAGAACAAGAAAGAUGACGCUCAAGGGCAGACCGAAAUGCUGAAAGCUGAAAUGAAGAAGCCGGAGAGGGACUGUCUGAAAUGCGACACGUUUGCCGAGCUUCAGGAGCGCUUGGGCUGCAUCGACGGAGAGGAAACAAUGGAUUUGUUGAAGGCGUCCUCCCAAGGCCCUCCUAUGAACAAUGUCACGCAAAAGUCACCUUCCCAGAAAGAGACGGGCAAGCAGGCUACUGCAGAAACGGCGCCGCCGCAGACGUCGAAGCCGGGGCUCGUCUUCAGUCAGACGUCGGGUCGAGAAAAACAAACAGAUGGUGCCUUUCGUGGGGAGCAUUUUCAGAGAGAGGACUCUGGUCUUUAUGAUUGCGAGGAGUGCAGCGCAACCAGUUCCAGCGAGGAGCCGCUGAAUCAAACUCUCAAUCGGAGCACGACUUGUCGCUAUCAGUUCCCCAAAACUGGAGCAAUUCAAUCCGCUGAAACACUCGCGGAUGCCAAAGCUCAGGGCACGGCUACGAACGGUUGCGUGCAGCCCACGGGGAGGCAGGGAAGUCAAGAAGCCGCAGACUGGUUCAAAGCGGACAAAAGGACUUCACCGGUUGGAAAGAGUUUACCCGCAUCUCCCCCUUCUCCUCCCCGCACCCCUUCAAAACCUUUACCGAGCGGUUCUCUGUUUACGGACAUCGCGGCUAAUGACCCCAAAAAGGAUGCCAAGGAAAUGACGGCGACCAUCACCGUGACUGUACAACAGCCGCUCGAUUUCAGAGGUCAAGAUGAACUCGUCUUCUCAAUGGUGGAGGAGGUGACCAUCAGCGGCACGCUCGACGGUGGGAGGACGGGAGGCAACAUCAUUUGUAUCAAAGACGCCACCCGGUCAACAGCUCGCGUGCAAGGCUCUGCGGGCUCACAACCCAUCCAGAUUAUAAGCAAUAUAACGGAGGAGGACCCUGCAGCAGCAAGUCAGACCGACGUCACCCACGGCACUUUUGUUCAACCGGGAGGUGCGGCGACUGAAAAAGUACCGUAUCCUUCAAGAAGGGAAAGAUCGCUUCCUUCAUUUAUAAAUCCCAUGCUGGUAAAUGCGGAUGAACAUUGCCGUUCGGAUGACGUGAAAGAAAGACAAACAACGGGGACGGCAGCCAAAUGCCCACCAUCUGCUUCUGAGUCUCCCAUCAUAAUGUCAGACAAGAUCAGUAACCCGAGCUGCGGUCAGAUUUCCCAUGACGCAGCGAUCUCGGAAAAUGGAUCUUUUCGUAAAGACGCCGCGGAAAACAAAACGUGUGACGAGAGGAUCCGAAAUACAGACAAGAGCUACCAUGGAGACUGGGAGCGUGUUUACUCCACGGAGCCUCCAAAGGCCCUGCUGGGGGAUGACUCGGCUCGCCCGCGUGUUGGGAAUAGUCGGGUCGUCGGUGCUACUUUGGGUUGCCUGGAAACAAGUGGUGAGUCCUUGAAUACAGGCAGUCUACCUCGAAGCUGGCUCAACGCCAACCAUCACAUGGCAGACGGUUGGAGGGACCCAAGGGGGUUGACAUCAUCCACUCCGUGCAGCCCAGGGGCAACCCUCGAGAGGAGGCGAGGCGAGCCGUCUUCCCCAGCGAGCCGCAACCUGCGCAAUGGCCCUCCGCUGAAAUAUGAAACGGACUACAGGCGGGAGGUGAGGAGACCACUCAGAAGGGCUGUCGGAUCGUUGUUUGAGACCUCGAAGGUCGGGAUGAAACAUGAUCAUAUGGCCGGGAGGAUGAUGAUGUCACCCUUGGAGGAGAGCGGCAGACUUUUUCGAGCCAAAACGGAUCCGUUGACGAGCAAAUCCCUCGGGAGGAACACGUGUGACUUGCCAUCUUUUGACAGGGGGAGUGGCUACAAGGGGAUCUCCAAGAAAGGUUCUGACGGCUCCGGCAAAGGUGCUCACAAAGGGAAGAGUGUUGGGGAUUGGACAAUACCAAGAGCCAGCAAAAGCUCCAGAAAGACACGCCAGGCGAGCCACGGUCAUAGUUCCAUCCCUUCCGAAACGGAAACUCAAUCCAGGCCCGCACAUUCAAAGCUGUCCGCUGUCGGGAAACUCAAACUGGCCUGUCCCAAAGUGCGGCGCCUGUCCGCCCCCAGCAUCAAGAACCUCAGUCUCCCCCGUAAAGGCCCGCAGCAGGCCAUCAACCGCAGCACCAGCCUUUCCCCGGAAAGCAAAACGGUGAACUUUGAGAGGACGUCCUCAUUCGUCUCCUCUUCCCCUCCACCCUCCUUCCGCUCCAUCAGCCGGACGCCCAGUCAAAGCUCCACGUGCUCAUCCACAAAAUCCGCCAUUCAGGGAUUCGCCAACGGCCGCAUUUCAGACUUCCUGAAAGAAAGACCCGCCGGCCCCGCUUCAUCGGGGCCGGACCCGACGGGCUCCUUUCCUUCUCCGUACAGCCAAGUCACCUCGCCGCGGACGCCGCCUCACAUGAGCGGACACGCGAGCGACACCACGAGUGUGCUCAGUGGCGAUUUGCCGCCAGCCAUGGGGAAAACGUCGUUGUAUUUCUCAAACAGGCGCAGCACGAUGAGCAGUGGCUACGAUAGCUUGGUGAGGGACAGCGAAGCCACAGCCAGCUGCGCAUCCAACAGAGAUUCCGUAAGCGACAGGAGCGGCUCCCUCCUCAGAGAGCCUUACGGUAGCAGGUCAUCUCAGCGGAGAGGCGACGCAGGCGCUCACCCCCGUCAUGUUUCCAGCGACGCCCCCCUCGCCGCAAGACAAUCGUCUAACAGUCUGCAAUCUCGCUGGGCGGAUCACGGGAUCCCAGAGGACUACGACAUCAGAGUAUACCAGAUUGACAACGUGCAACCGGUGCAGAAAAAAGCAAUUCGCGUGCUUCAGCGGCAAGCAACGGUGUUUGGAGCUCACGCGGGCGAUCAGAGACGUCAGAGUCCAGUUCCGCAAAUUGAGCAAAGAUCUGGAGCAGGUCGGAUAGACUCUCGCGCAGGAGCACAGCGCGCAGAGUUAAAACGGCGACCUUUGGCGGAGUUUCGCGGUGAGUUCUCUGGAGCUCCUGGCGGACCUUGAGGAGGUGAUUGGAAGACUGCAUGGCGAUGAGAAGCCAGCGGCUCC
Messenger RNA from Hippocampus comes (tiger tail seahorse), 6030 nucleotides. RefSeq names its product kinesin family member 26Bb (gene kif26bb). The record is from RefSeq and is a predicted model, not a curated record. Gene Ontology annotation, biological process: microtubule-based movement. Gene Ontology annotation, molecular function: ATP binding; microtubule motor activity; microtubule binding. The transcript is spliced from 15 exons. Bases 427 to 5985 code for a protein of 1852 amino acids. NCBI's taxonomy places the organism in Eukaryota, Metazoa, Chordata, Actinopteri, Syngnathiformes, Syngnathidae.